GUAUGUUCAGGGAGGAGGUAGUCCAGAAUCCAGCAGUAGUUCUUGUAAUUCAUCAGCAGUAGUUCUUGUAAUUCAUCAGCAGUAGUUCUAGCAAUUCAUCAGCAGUAGUUCUAGCAAUUCACCAGCAGCAGCAUUUCUUCCGCCGGCGGUUGUCCAUACAUAAUGUCCAUCCGUCUAGCAUCUCCUCAACAUUCUUUUCUUUCAUCACUCGGUCAAUCCAAUCCGAUCCAAUCCAAUCCAGUCCUGUCCUCUCUCCUCUCCUCGUCCUCGCUCCUCGACGAUGCCUCCACCAUCGGACGACAUGGCGCAGCGCCGCCAACGGCUCAUUCAGUCCAUCCAAGUCCGACAAACUCAACGAGAUGAGGUGCUGCGCAAAGUAGCCGCGGCGAUGCAGGCGCGGGAGACGAUUGUCAUGAAGCAGCGGAAGUGUGAGGAGAGCAUGAGUCGGUAUCCAAGAGCUCAACGUGACAACAACGAUUUGAACCAUCUCAUCACCACCUUCACCACUCCACCACCACCACCUCCGCCUCCGCCUCCUCCGCCAUCAUCUCCUCCUCUCCCGGGUCCCAUCGACGACCAAUCCAGCGACUCCGGCGCCACCGAGACCGACGGGCACGACGAAUUCAGCGACUCCGGCGCCACUGAGACCGACGGGCACGACGAAUUCAACGCUCCCCCUUCCCACACAGACCCCGCCGACGCCUUCUCCGAAGUCUCCACGACCGACCUCCACCAAGACCUCGCCGCGCGUGUCCUCUCCGCGAUUUCCUUCCUGGAGCACAAACUCGUCGCCGUGACCGCCGCCGCGCAGGCCGUAUCAGAAUCUCUCGGCUCAUGCCACGACUACUUCCAGCAGUACUCGCGGAUGGGACGGCAGGGAGUGCUUCCUCACUUCCGUCAUCGGCGGCAGGAGGAGGAGGAGGAUGAGGAGAGGAUUGUGCCGAUUCCAGCGUGGUCUCGAGGCUGUGUUGGAACGGCGAUGUGGCGAUGGUGGAUGUCAACAGUGAUGUGCCUUGCAAGCAUUCAGCGUAAACCAGCUCCCGGUCCAGACGAUACCAUCGACGCCAAAGCUUCCGAGCGAUACCAACACCGCCAUGUCCAUCCUCCACGCUCUUCUCUUCCCCGCUCAAACCAGCCCAGCGUCCUCGCAGACUCGCACCAAUUCCGGGGCGCGCGAGAAGAAGCAGAAACCAUUAAAGAUCAUCUCCUCGCCUCCACGCUUCACGACGACUUUGGCGUCGAAAUCCAUCAACCGCCGGAACCCAUCCUCACCCCAUCUCCCAAAUGCUCCUACCCGAGCGACGACUAUGGCAAGAACAGAGACCACUCGCCAAUCUCCCACCCGUGA
This is a messenger RNA of Zymoseptoria tritici IPO323, 1348 nucleotides long. RefSeq lists its product as uncharacterized. The coding region runs from base 281 to 1348 and encodes 355 amino acids. NCBI's taxonomy places the organism in Eukaryota, Fungi, Ascomycota, Dothideomycetes, Mycosphaerellales, Mycosphaerellaceae. The record is from RefSeq and is a predicted model, not a curated record. The transcript has 4 exons.